GGCGAACUUCAUUUGUCAUAAAACUGCGGAAAUCACGUGCCAGAAAGGUUUCUUUCUCUGCGCACGCGUAAAGCUCCCAGCGCACGCAGCCGCAGUUAGCCAGAGCCGGCUGUGAGGAUCGGUGGCGCGAUUUAAAAUGGCGGAACGCGGCUACAGUUUUUCUCUCACCACUUUCAGUCCUUCUGGAAAGCUUGUUCAAAUUGAAUAUGCUUUGGCAGCUGUUGCAGCAGGAGCUCCAUCAGUUGGAAUUAAAGCUGCAAAUGGUGUGGUAUUAGCCACAGAGAAAAAGCAGAAAUCUAUACUGUAUGAUGAACGGAGUGUACACAAAGUGGAACCUAUUACUAAACACAUAGGCUUGGUAUAUAGUGGCAUGGGCCCUGAUUACAGAGUACUUGUUCAUAGAGCUCGUAAAUUGGCUCAGCAGUACUACUUGGUCUAUCAUGAGCCUAUUCCAACAGCCCAGCUAGUGCAGAGAAUCGCUUCUGUGAUGCAAGAAUACACUCAGUCUGGAGGUGUACGUCCAUUUGGAGUGUCCCUAUUGAUAUGUGGAUGGAAUGAGGGCCGACCAUAUUUAUUCCAGUCUGAUCCAUCUGGGGCAUACUUUGCAUGGAAAGCAACUGCAAUGGGGAAAAACUAUGUAAAUGGAAAGACAUUUCUAGAGAAAAGAUACAAUGAAGACCUAGAGCUUGAAGAUGCUAUUCAUACUGCUAUCUUGACAUUAAAGGAAAGUUUUGAAGGACAGAUGACUGAAGAUAACAUAGAAGUUGGCAUCUGUAAUGAGGCAGGAUUUAGAAGACUCACUCCAACUGAGGUUAAGGAUUAUCUGGCUGCAAUCGCCUAAUCUUGAUGAGAACAUGCAACUGCUUUCACUUUUUAACUUCAUUUAUAUUAGUGGCUUUUGAUUUUAAUUUCUACUUUGUUAAACCUGUAGAUUUUUUUAAUGAAAAUAUGGAUUCACAUGCCACUGAAAUAUGAAACUAAUUAAAAUAUUAAACAACAUACAAGAAUAUUUACACAAGCUAAAAAAAAUAAAAAAUUGAUAUAACUUCUGAUUAAAUUUACAAAAUACUUCAUUAUACUAAUAUGGGAGGGGAAAAAACUGAGAUUUUCCAUUAAAAUUUUUAGGUGGAAAGAUUUUUUUUUUAAUGUGAACAUUAAAAGGGGAGUGGGAUAAGAAACCUGCUAAGCAUCUAGACAACAAUCUGUGAGUACAUUGGGUAUCCCAGGUUUACUUUGGUGGUAUUUCUUCCAUGUUUCAGUGGAUUUUUUACCUUGAAGUGGCCAGAGACUAUAUUUGCAACCUUCUGCAUGCAAAUCAGAAGACUAAGUAUUCCUUUUUAUUUUAAUUUGGAAAUCAAGGGCGAGCAUUUUGAACAUGGCAGUAGUGGAGUAUGGGGAUCCCAGUGGGGAUGGAAAAAAGUAGAUAUUGGCCAUGAUCUGGAACAUCCUUUUAAAAAAAAACAAACUAGUUGAUUCACCCCUUUUAAAAAAAUAAAUACUUUGUUUUAUUUGUAUUUAUAAUACACAGAUGCUCUCAGAACUGCAUGUGUAUCUUAAUGUUGCACAUAUUGUGCUUCAUUGCACAUUUAAUUUAAAAAAAUCUUGAAAACGUCAGACUAGGCUCUAAAUAUACUGUAUGUUCAUUUUCCCUGUCUAAUCCAUCCCUAAAUAAAAAUCUACAAGACGUUA
Pantherophis guttatus is the source of this 1689-nucleotide messenger RNA. RefSeq names its product proteasome 20S subunit alpha 2 (gene PSMA2). The record is from RefSeq and is a predicted model, not a curated record. Gene Ontology annotation, biological process: ubiquitin-dependent protein catabolic process. Gene Ontology annotation, cellular component: proteasome core complex, alpha-subunit complex; proteasome core complex. NCBI's taxonomy places the organism in Eukaryota, Metazoa, Chordata, Lepidosauria, Squamata, Colubridae.